GCUGCUACUUGUCAAGAUGACUCAGGCGGUGUCAAACUGGGGAGCGUGCUCUGCGGAAGCUUUUUUUUGUUUUACGCAAGUCGCACAGGGAACGGAUGUUGUCUAUUUUUUCUUGAGCCGGUGGUAAUUUCACCCGCUACUGAAACAGCGAGCGAGGAAACGGUCUUCGCUGCAAAUAUUUCAUGGUAGUUCUUGCUAGUUGAGAAAGCUCUUGUGGUGACAGCAAGGAAGUUGCGCGUUUUUCUAAAGAAUUAGGCUCUUCGCUCUUCUAAUCUAGGUUAGUACCUCAGGCGAAUGUACGAUAUCAAAAUAAGAGCGGCGCUAGACUCGAAGACGGAUUGCUGCAGAGGAGCCUCCCAUAUCACCCUCUCGACUUGUUCAGUGGAGCUCUGACAAGCUAGGGUGGAUUGCGACCCCACUCCCCUUACCCAUAGGUCAAAAGUAUUGGCAUUUUUUAAAGUCCCUGCGAAGCAAGUUACGAACAUUCUCACAAGGCGCUCUCCGAGAAAAGCAUCGCAAGCGGAUUAAGAAAAGCGAGUUGUUUUGGUUAGGCCUUGGAAACCAAGCGUGAAAGGUUCAAGAAAAAGAGGCAACGUACGACUUCUGAUAUGUGGCUGCUGACAUGGUGUGUGGUCGUUUUUCCUGGCCUCGUCCACAGCGCCAGCCUCCCAGGUGGUUUUUACAGGAGGAGAGUCGACGCCGAUCCGAUCUACAAACAGAUGGCCCACUUCGCCAUAGCACAGCACACUGCUGACCACGAGUACUUUGACACGGUGCUGGACCUCUUUCAGGUGGACGUCCAGAGCGCCGCCGGCUUCAACUACCGGCUUAAGUUCACUACGGCGGAAUCGACUUGUCGAGGAGAGGAGACAUACAGCCCUGUCACGUGCCCGCCCAAGGGAAAGGAGGUGAAGGAAGUCUGCACGGCAUUCGUCUUCUUCGUCCCAUGGGUCGGAAGUCGCUCUCUUCGCUCAAUCAACUGCGAGCCUCCUGAUAGGCGAUUUUAUUUGCAAUCAAGGGUCACAACAUGAUGGUGACAUGAUUGAGAAUGAUAUAUUACGCAGGCAUGAUGCUAGUCUCUCAUCAGAUACCCACCUUCCACGUAAGAGGUUUGGUUCUAUUGGGCACAGACAGUUUUAUAAACGAUACUGCUGUUCUUGGGGCACGAAAUUUUGCAGACAUAUGAAUGAAAUAUUUCAUAUGGGAGUGAAAACAGCACGUGUUAUACUGAUUCCCUAUACGCGCGCGGUUAUUUUUGUUUGGUUUGCUAAAAUAAACCCAUUUUUUAUUGA
Messenger RNA from Dermacentor albipictus, 1292 nucleotides. Its product is annotated as cystatin-2-like. Gene Ontology annotation, cellular component: vesicle; cytoplasm. Gene Ontology annotation, molecular function: cysteine-type endopeptidase inhibitor activity. NCBI's taxonomy places the organism in Eukaryota, Metazoa, Arthropoda, Arachnida, Ixodida, Ixodidae. The record is from RefSeq and is a predicted model, not a curated record.